AUGGCCACCUCUGUGCUCUCCAGGAUUAUUCUAUGUCUGGCUAUAUCUCUGGUUCCGGUUUUGACAGUGACCAGCCAGGAUGUCAAGCUAGGGCACAAAGACAGCUGUGCCGAAAACGGCAAAGUCUACAGCAACAACGAGAUGUGGAACCCGGAGCCAUGUAAGAUCUGUGUGUGUGACCUGGGGACUAUUACCUGUGAGGACGUCCGAUGUGAAGACCUAGCCUGUAAGGAAACCAGCACCCCUGAGGGAGAAUGUUGCCCUGUGUGCUCUGAGGCCGCAGGACCUAUGUGUGAUUCAUGUCUGUUCUUCAAACUCCAUGACUCUGUAGAGGAGAAGACGGACGAGACCUGCAGGGACAACGGGCAGGUGUACGCCCACAACGACAUGUGGACCCCAGAGCCGUGCAGGGUGUGUGUGUGUGACAGUGGAACCACCAUCUGUGAGGAGGUGCAGUGUGAGAUGGUGGGGAACUGUGAGAAGGUGACCAUCCCUGAGGGAGAGUGCUGCCCUGUGUGUGACAGCUUCUCCAGCGCUAACAGGAGGAUAGAAAUGAUGGCGUUCAAGGGUCAGAAAGGCGAACCUGGUGAUAUCCCUUACGUCGUGGGGCCAGUAGGUCAACCCGGACCAAUGGGUCCUCCCGGAGCUCAUGGGAACAGAGGAUACACUGGUUUCAAGGGCAGAAAAGGUUUACAGGGCCCAGCUGGCAUCGACGGGGAACCAGGAGUCCCAGGGAACCCUGGUGAGCCAGGAUCCCCCGGCCAGCCCUCACACCCUGGGGGUCAGCUGGUCUCUCAAAUGGCAGCAGGCUUCGGUGAGAAAUCAGCUGGGAUGAUGGGAAUGAUAUCUGGCAACAGGGACCAAGAGGGCCUCCUGGAGCGUCCGGUCAACCAGGACCUACAGGGGGGCAGGGGGCCCCAGGAGACGUUGGAGACCCAGGAUCCAUGGGUGGCUUUGGUUACAGAGGACCUGAGGGCCCACCAGGAAAACCAGGACCAGAUGGGAAACGUGGUGAAUCUGGACACAUUGGGAAAGCAGGACCACAGGGGCAACCAGGGCCCCAAGGAGCACGAGGAACAGGGGGCCAGCAAGGACCAAGAGGGGAGGCCGGACGCGUGGGAUUGGCUGGAGCUACGGGAAUUCAGGUGUUUGGGUCCAACAGGAACAGAGGGUGCUGCCGGAGCCAAAGGACCAUCCGGAGCUCCAGGUAUCCAGGGUCUGACUGGACUGCUUGGACCUGCGGGCCCCCCCGGACCACAGGGAACCACUGGACUGCCCGGGCCUAAGGGCCAACUGGGUGAUUUAGGCGUUCCCGGAUUCAAAGGAGAGGCUGGAUUCAAAGGAGAAUCUGGUGCACCUGGUGAUCAUGGAGCGCUGGGUCCCAUGGGAGAGGAGGGGAAGAGGGGAGAACGGGGUGACGCCGGGACUUCAGGCGCCGCUGGACCCAAUGGAGAGAGAGGUGCUCCUGGCAGUAGAGGUUUUCCUGGUCAGGAUGGGUUACCUGGUCAAAAGGGUGCCCAAGGUGAGCGAGGACUGGGUGGGUCAUCUGGUGCCAAAGGUGCUGAUGGUGACCCAGGACGCACUGGAGAGCCAGGUCUUCCAGGGGCACGGGGUCUGUCUGGUCUUCUCGGCUCCCAGGGUCCUGAGGGACACCAAGGACCAAUGGGAGGAGGAGGAGAGGAUGGGGGUCCAGGGCCAGCAGGGUCAGAUGGUACCAGAGGUCCAGCUGGAACCAUGGGUGUAGUAGGACCAAAAGGCUUUACUGGAGACCCUGGUAAGGCAGGAGAAGUGGGGACCCCAGGUGUUGCAGGACAGAGGGGGGUUAAUGGGAAAGCUGGAGAGAUGGGUGCUGGUGGCACUGCUGGUCCAGCAGGAGUUGCAGGGAAGAGAGGAGAACAAGGACCUCCUGGUAUGAAUGGCUUCCAGGGUCUACCUGGAUCUGCUGGUCCACCUGGAGAGUCUGGGAAACCAGGUGCUGAGGGUAUCGCUGGAGAGGGAGGGGCUGCUGGUCUCACAGGGCCAAGGGGUGAGCGUGGCAUCCCAGGAGAGAGAGGUGAUGUGGGAACUAACGGACUACCGGGGCCCAAAGGUAUUUCAGGGGGGCCAGGACCAGAGGGACCAAAGGGUGGGUCUGGAACUAAAGGAACCGUUGGGGACAUAGGAGCUGCAGGCCUGCAGGGGAUGCCAGGGGAGAGGGGUAUCCCUGGUUCUCCUGGUCCUAAAGGAGAUGUGGGUUCAGUUGGUGAGAAAGGAACCGAGGGUACUGCUGGAAACGACGGGCCCGGGGGACUUCCUGGUCCAGUUGGACCAACAGGAGGCAUUGGGCUCAAUGGUGAUAAGGGAGAGGCAGGCCCUAAAGGGCCCCCUGGACGUCGAGGAGCGAGAGCAGUGGCCGGAGCUUCUGGGGAGCCUGGUCCAACCGGUGCAGUAGGAUUCCCUGGGUCUCCUGGUCCCGAUGGGCAACCCGGGGUCAAAGGUGAACCAGGAGAGAGGGGUCAGAAGGGUGAGACUGGAGCACAGGGACUCCAAGGAACAGCUGGUAAACUUGGUUCCCAGGGUCCUGCUGGUGUGACUGGACUAAAGGGGGCCAGAGGAACACAAGGGGCCGCGGGUGGGUCUGGUUUCCCAGGAUUCCCUGGGGGAGUUGGUCCAGCAGGCUCCGUUGGUGAGGUAGGGGUGCCUGGAGACAUUGGUACCCCAGGGAAGGCAGGUACUCCUGGAUUUAGAGGCGAGAAUGGAGGCCCUGGGCGUGUAGGAGAGAGAGGGGCCCCGGGCCCGGCAGGUGCCCCAGGAGACAAGGGAGAGACUGGAGAGGAUGGACCAGGGGGCCCUGAUGGGCCGGCGGGACCACCAGGCAUCUCAGGACAACGAGGUGUUGUGGGCAUACCUGGAGUCAGAGGAGAGAGCGGGAUGGUUGGGCCCCCCGGUACUGCUGGUGCACCCGGAAAAUCAGGUGCCCCCGGAACUCGGGGAGGCAAGGGUGCUGUCGGUGCAGUCGGGUUACCAGGGACAACCGGACCAAGAGGGGACCUUGGUCUUACGGGUAAUGCUGGGUCUGAUGGGGUACCUGGCAAGGAUGGACUUAUAGGAGCCAGGGGAGAUAGAGGGAAUCCUGGUGCUGAGGGUCUUGCUGGAACUCCGGGGCUUCAUGGCUCUGUUGGUCCAGUCGGCACCUCUGGUGUCCCUGGGAAGAGAGGAGACAAUGGUGCUAGAGGGCCUCCAGGACCCCAGGGACAAUCAGGGAUCCGGGGGAAGCUGGGGCCUCAAGGGCCACAGGGAGACAGGGGAGCCAAAGGAGACCAAGGAGAGAGAGGGCAGAAAGGCCACAGAGGCUUCACUGGAUUGCAAGGCUUACCUGGGACAACUGGACAAUCUGGGGAUGUUGGAGCUCGAGGAAUUGUAGGACCUACUGGACAGAGAGGGCCCCCUGGUGUGGUUGGCCCCGCGGGAGGUGAUGGCCAAAUCGGGCUGACCGGGCCCAUGGGCUCCCCUGGAUCAAGAGGAACCAGUGGAGACAUCGGACCUCAGGGGCCUCCUGGGGAUGCUGGUCCCCCUGGUCCCCCAGGGACCCCUGGCCCUCCCACUGCUGGGGCUGAUAUGUUCGGCUUCAGCAGCUCCUUCGACUCCGGCCCCCAUCCCCCUCCAGAGUUCAACGAGGAUGAGGCGCGUCCCAAUAAUGCCUCGACCGUCCUCGGGGCAGACCAGAGCGUCCAGACCACGCUGAAGAGCCUCAGUGGAAACCUGCAGAACAUGAAGUACCCCGAUGGCAGCCAGGCCAACCCCGCCAAAACCUGCCAGGACAUCAAGCAGUGCCAUUCCCUUAAAAAGACUGGAGACUACUGGCUGGACCCCAACCAGGGCAGUACCAAGGAUGUUAUCAAGGUGUUCUGCAACAUGGAGACUGGUGAGACCUGCAUCUCAGCCCACCCCAUCUCAGCCAGCAUCCCUCGCAAAACAUGGUGGACCAAAUCCACUCCCACUGCCAGCAAACCUGUCUGGUUUGGAGCAAAUAUGAAUGGAGGAACUAAAUUUAGCUACGGCAACAAGGAGGAGCUGCCCAACGCCGUAACCAUUCAGAUUAGGCUGAUCCGCCUGCUUUCUAAGGAGGGUGUCCAGAAUGUCACCUACCACUGCAAGAACAGCGUGGCCGUGAAUGACGGAGCCACAGGCAACCUGAAGAAGGCUCUGAUCCUCAAGGGCUCCAACGGACAGGAGGUCAAGGUUCAGGGCAACUCCCGCCUCAGAUACACUGUCCUGGAGGAUGGCUGCUCCAAAUCGAAUGGAGACUGGGGCAAGACUGUGAUUGAGUACAGAACUCAGACGCCAGCCAGACUACCUAUCGUAGACUUGGCCCCCAUGGACAUAGGCAAGGAGGAUCAGGAGUUUGGCCUGGACAUCGGACCUGUGUGUUUCUCCUAA
Molecule: messenger RNA, 4419 nt
Organism: Salvelinus namaycush (lake trout)
Lineage: Eukaryota; Metazoa; Chordata; Actinopteri; Salmoniformes; Salmonidae
Gene: col5a2b
Product: collagen, type V, alpha 2b
Exons: 49
Coding region: 1-4419 (1472 amino acids)
Cellular component (GO): collagen type V trimer
Molecular function (GO): protein binding; extracellular matrix structural constituent
Source: RefSeq, a predicted model, not a curated record